AUCCCUUUUGAGCCGUGACUCCAUUGAUUUCCGGCCAUCAGCUCCGGUUUACAAGUGUAUUAUCUUCUUCCCCAAUCAUUUUCGUAGUUGUAGCUCAGCUUGAUGAAUAUGAUAUAUUGUAUUUUUAUUUUUAUUUUUAUUUUACCUUUGUCAUUUCCUAACGUAUCAACAUAUCUUCACCAUCUUCAUACAUUUAAAAAAAAAAAAAAAAGAAAAAGUAAACUCGGAGUAUUAAAUCGAUUUUCUAUUUGAGAUAUAUCUUUUUUUUUUUUUUUGACUACAUUUCUUCUUUCUUCGCUUCCUUCCCUUUUUUUCUUUCUUGGUUACAAACAUGUCAAGACGAGGACCACCACCUCCACCUCCAACACGACCGGAUACUUCAAGAAGAACCUUAGGAACAAGUUCGUCUGAUACAAUAAGAAGUAAUGGAGCAUCGCCACUUUAUCGUCAUUCGACCAUUAAUGUUCAACCUUCUUACCAAACUCUCGAUAUUGAUAUACCUGAACCAUCACAAACUGAAGCAGGAAAAUGGACUUUUCAUUCACAACGAGAGUUUCCUCCUCCUCCUCCUUUUGAAAAAAAAUUACGACGAUAUCCUACUGGUGCUGAAACUGGAUGUUCUUUGCCUAUUGACUUAUCUCACCUAUAUUCCUGAAACUUAUCCUGAUAGUUUAGUAUUUUAUUAUUACUCAAAUAUUCCAGUUAGGUUUAUUUACCAUAAUUUGAAAAUAAAGACUCUAUGAUUUUUCUUUUU
This is a messenger RNA of Halteromyces radiatus, 754 nucleotides long. RefSeq lists its product as uncharacterized. NCBI's taxonomy places the organism in Eukaryota, Fungi, Mucoromycota, Mucoromycetes, Mucorales, Cunninghamellaceae. Bases 332 to 655 code for a protein of 107 amino acids. The transcript is spliced from 2 exons. The record is from RefSeq and is a predicted model, not a curated record.